CCACUAACUGUUUAAAAUACUUGAGAUGUGUGUCUUCCGAUUUGUUAUCGUUUUGCUUUACGUAAUCUCUGCUUAUGGACAGAUUUCAAGACUCAGUGAAUGUCCAUCAGUGAAAACUGUUUCGUAUGUCAAUUGGAAUAAGAUGGAAGGUCGAUGGUACAGAAUGAGUGAGUUCCCAGAAAGAGAUUCACGGUUACAAAAUCAGACCUGUUUAUCAGAAAUAAAAGAAGUAAACAAUGAUGGUACUAUAAGUGUGUUUGCGUCCUGGCUAAACACAUUUACUGGUCAAUUCUUUCAAGAUAUGUUUGUUGGUAGAAUUAUACCUGAAGCAGAAAAUCCAGGAAUGGCCUCGUUUGACGGAACUCUUGACUCUGUUCCGCAGUAUCAAUAUUCUCUAAUGGCGGUACAAUACGACAACUUUCAUUUGCUCUAUGGUUGUGAAGAUGGUAAAGGACGGCAAGAUAGUUUAGAGAUGUUUCUGUUUCAAUUGGUGAGCGUUUUGCUCUGCAUAUUAUCUUCGUCUGGACAAGUUACAAGACCCGGGGGAUGUCCAAAUGUGAAGACUGUUUCCCAUGUCAAUUGGAAAAAGACAGAAGGUCGAUGGUAUAGAAUCAGUGAGUUCCCAGAAAGAGAUCCACGGUUACAGAAUCAGACCUGUAUAUCGGAAAUAAAAGAAGUAAACAGUGAUGGUACUAUAAGUGUGUUUGCCUCCUGGCUAAACACAUUUACUAAUCAGUUCUUUAAAGAUGUGUUUGUUGGUAAAAUUAUACCAGAUCCAAGUAAUCCAGGACUGUCUACUUUUGAGGGAACACUUGAGUCUACGCCGCGGUAUCUCGCUUCUCUUAUGCAGAUGCAAUACGACAAUUUUCAUUUGUUGUAUGCGUGUGAAGAUGGUGGAGGACAGCAAACUAGUCUAGAGACCGCAUUGAUUUUAUCCCGCAGAGCAAAACCAAUGAAGAAGUCCACCUUACAGAAAAUAUAUUUUUUGCUCAGAACUAAUGGUGUUGAUCCAGAUAAUUUCACAUUUGUUGACCACAGUGAUUGUCCCAAUCUACAGUAGAAAUUGGAGUAUUUCUUGAAUUUUAUUUACUUGUUUGUUUAUAAUAAAGUUUAAAAUCAUAAUGUCAAGUCCGAGAUUAAAAAUAAAAACAACAUUUGUU
Mytilus californianus (California mussel) is the source of this 1160-nucleotide messenger RNA. RefSeq names its product apolipoprotein D-like. Lineage: Eukaryota; Metazoa; Mollusca; Bivalvia; Mytilida; Mytilidae. Bases 26 to 1060 code for a protein of 344 amino acids. The record is from RefSeq and is a predicted model, not a curated record. The transcript has 9 exons.